This is a messenger RNA of Hyla sarda, 1536 nucleotides long. It is a transcript of the gene BYSL, whose product is annotated as bystin like. The record is from RefSeq and is a predicted model, not a curated record. NCBI's taxonomy places the organism in Eukaryota, Metazoa, Chordata, Amphibia, Anura, Hylidae. Bases 33 to 1340 code for a protein of 435 amino acids. The transcript has 7 exons. Gene Ontology annotation, biological process: rRNA processing. Gene Ontology annotation, cellular component: cytoplasm; nucleolus; preribosome, small subunit precursor. Gene Ontology annotation, molecular function: snoRNA binding.
CGCUGUAGGCUCUAGCCCACACGUGUGUAAAAAUGCCGAAGCAGCGGAGUUCGCGUGGCUCGGCUCCACGACAUGUGGCCUUGGCGGAACAGAUCCUGCAGGAUGGGGCGGUCAGGUCCACCACCCGAGGAAAACGGAGAGGACAAGGGGCCGAGGAGUCGCAAGAUGACAGCUACGUGGAUGAGAAGUUGUCGCGGAAGAUCCUGGAGCAGGCCCGGAUCCAGCAGGAAGAACUGGAGGCUGAACAUGGUGCUGGCAGCCUGGCGCCCAAGCAGAAGACGACCGUGCUAAGUUACAAGAGCAAAAGCCAUGAUUCGGAUUCUGAGGAUGAAGAGUGGCCUACUCUGGAGAAGGCGGCUGCAAUGGAGGCAGGACACUAUAGUGAAGACGUGGAGGUGAAUCCUGAGGAUGAGAAAGCUAUUGAGAUAUUCAUGAAUAAAAAUCCACCACUAAGGCGAACACUUGCUGACAUAAUCAUGGAAAAAAUCACAGAGAAGCAAACAGAAGUAGAGUCAGUGAUGUCAGAGGUUUCUGGAAGACCAAUGCCACAGCUUGACCCCAGAGUGUUAGAAGUAUACAAAGGCGUAAAAGAAGUGUUAUCCACAUAUCGUAGUGGUAAGCUACCCAAAGCCUUCAAGAUUGUCCCAGCUUUAGCAAACUGGGAGCAGAUCCUGUACAUAACUGAACCUGAAUCUUGGACUGCUGCAGCAAUGUACCAAGCUACACGAAUCUUUUCUUCUAAUUUGACUGAACGUAUGGCACAGCGUUUUUACAACUUAGUUCUCCUUCCACGUGUGCGAGAUGACAUUGCGGAGUAUAAACGUCUCAAUUUCCACCUUUAUAUGGCUCUUAAAAAGGCUUUAUUCAAACCUGGUGCUUGGUUUAAAGGAAUCCUUAUACCUCUUUGUGAGUCUGGAACCUGUACUUUGAGAGAAGCUGUGAUCAUUGGAAGUAUCCUGACUAAAUGCUCUAUUCCAGUUCUUCACUCGAGUGCUGCUAUGCUGAAAAUUGCAGAAAUGGCAUAUAAUGGAGCAAACAGUAUCUUCCUGCGGCUUCUGAUAGAUAAGAAGUAUGCACUUCCAUUCCGGGUUCUUGAUGCACUUGUCUUCCACUUCUUGGUGUUCCGGACAGAUCAUAGAGAGCUCCCAGUACUUUGGCAUCAGAGUCUUCUUGCACUUUGCCAGCGAUAUAAGGAAGAUAUGUCCUCAGAGCAGAAGGAGUCCUUACUAGAACUAUUAAGAGUCCACAAUCAUCCACAGAUAUCUAAUGAAAUUCGUAGAGAGUUGGUUAAUUCUAAAUCUAGAGAUGUUGAGUAUGACACACCUAAGGACAUGGACUGAUCACUAAAGUACUGACAUCAUCUGGGAUGUAGCUUUCUUUGUGUGGUUUAAUCAAGUUUAUCUACAGUGCUAACUUGCUAAAGAUGUCAUAAGUAUCAGGAAACAGCAGAAGCUGCUUUAAGAAUCGCAGCAGGCCAAGUACUGGAACUUUUUUUUAAUUUGUCAACAAUGGCAUUGAUGUCACAUGGCUCAUUUG